AGGAGCGGCGAGCGUGCCGGAGCCGGGGUAGCAGCCUGGAGGCCGGCGGAGUCGCGCUAGGUCUGCGCCGGUCAGGCCUAGUGGUUUGGCUCCGCGGCGCCGGCUCCUACGGGGACGCGCGCUGUGGAGGCGCGGAGGAUCGAGGCGCGGCGGGCUGAGUGAGACCCAAUGGAAAGAGCACGACAUUUGGAGGCAGAAGAUUUAGUUUCAAAUCCUUGUUCCUUUACUUACUAAUUUGGUGUUUUGGAAGUACCUUUGCCAAGAUGUCGGUGUUGCAGAUUUGGCUAGUACCAGCCUUCUUUAUUUUCCUCACUGCUGAAUCUAUGGGUCAACUUCUAGAUCCAUGUGGUUACAUCACUCCUGAAUCUCCAGUGGUACAAGUUGGUUCUAAUUUCACUGCACUUUGUGUGCUAAAGGAAAAAUGUAUGGAUUUUUUUCAUGUAAAUGCUACUUACAUUAUCUGGAAAACAAACCAUUUUGCUGUUCCUAAGGAGCAAUAUACGAUCAUAAACCGCACGGCAUCCAGUGUCACCUUUACAAAUAUAGCUUCAUUAAACGUUCAGCUCACUUGCAACAUUCUCACAUUUGGACAGAUUGAGCAGAAUGUUUAUGGAAUCACAGUCAUUUCAGGAUUGCCUCCAGAGAAACCUAAAAAUUUGAAUUGCAUCGUGAAUGAGGGAAAGAAAAUGAUGUGUCAUUGGGAUCCCGGAAGGGAAACUUAUCUGGAAACAAACUUCACUUUAAAAUCGGAAUGGGCAACAGAGAAGUUUCCUGACUGUAAAGCAAAACGUGACACUCCCAACUCCUGCACUGUCGAGUAUUCCCCUGUGUAUUUUGUCAACAUUGAAGUCUGGGUUGAAGUACAGAAUGCCCUUGGGAAGGUUACAUCAGCUCAUAUCAACUUUGAUCCUAUAGAUAAAGUGAAGACGAAUCCACCUCAUAAUUUAUCAGUGAGCAACUCAGAGGAACUGUCUAGUAUCUUAAAACUGACAUGGAUCAACCCCAAUAUUAAGACGGUUAUAAGGCUGAAAUAUAACAUUCACUAUAAGCCCGAAGGUGCCUUAACUUGGAAUGAGAUUCCUCCUGAAGAUACAUCAUCUACCCGAUCUUCAUUUACUGUUCAGGAUCUUAAACCUUUUACAAAAUACGUGUUUAGGAUUCGCUGCAUAAAGGAAGAUGGUAAGGGGUUCUGGAGCGACUGGAGUGAAGAAGCAAGUGGGACCACAUAUGAAGAUAGACCGUCUAAAUCACCAAGCUUCUGGUAUAAAAUAGAUCCAUCCCAUCAUACUCCUGGCUAUAGAUCUGUACAACUUGUGUGGAAGACAUUGCCUCGUUUUGAAGCCAAUGGAGAAAUCUUGGAUUAUGAAGUGACUCUUACAAGAUGGAAAUCACCUUUACAAAAUUACAUUGUGAAUGACACAAAACUGACAGUAAAUCUCACAAGUGAUCGUCAUAUAGCAACCCUAACAGCAAGAAAUCGUGUUGGCAGAUCAGAUAUAUCGAUUUUAACUGUUCCUGCCUGUGACUUUAAAGCUGCUCACCCUGUAAUGAAUCUUAAAGCAUUCCCCAAAAAUAACAUGCUAUGGGUAGAAUGGACUCCUCCAAGGAAAUCUGUAAACAAAUACAUAAUUGAAUGGUGCAUCUUAUCGGAUAAGUCACCCUGUAUUCCAGACUGGCAACAAGAAGAUCGUACCGUGCGUCGCACCUAUAUAAGAGGGAACCUAGCAGAGAGCAAAUGCUAUUUGAUCACAGUUACGCCAGUAUAUGCUGAUGGACCAGGAAGCCCUGAAUCUAUAAAGGCAUAUCUUAAACAAGCUCCACCUUCCAGAGGACCCACUGUUCGAACAAAAAAAGUAGGGAAAAAUGAAGCUGUCUUAGAGUGGGACCACCUUCCGGUUGAUGUUCAGAAUGGAUUUAUCAGAAAUUAUACUAUAUUUUAUAGAACCAUCAUUGGAAAUGAAACUGCUGUGAAUGUGGAUUCAUCCCACACAGAAUAUACACUGUCCUCACUGACUAGUGACACAUUAUACAUGGUGCGGAUGGCAGCAUACACAGACGAAGGUGGCAAGGAUGGUCCAGAAUUCACUUUUACUACGCCAAAGUUUGCUCAAGGAGAAAUUGAAGCCAUUGUUGUGCCUGUUUGCUUCGCAUUCCUGCUGACAACUCUUCUGGCAGUGUUGUUCUGCUUUAAUAAACGAGACCUUAUUAAAAAGCACAUCUGGCCUAAUGUUCCAGACCCUUCAAAGAGUCAUAUUGCCCAGUGGUCACCUCACACACCUCCAAGGCAUAAUUUUAAUUCAAAAGAUCAAAUAUAUUCAGAUGGCAAUUUCACUGAUGUCAGUGUGGUGGAAAUAGAAGCAAAUGACAAGAAGACUUUUCCAGAAGAUCUGAAAUCAUUGGAGCUUUUCAAAAAGGAAAAAGUCAGUACUGAAGGACACAGUAGCGGUAUUGGGGGGUCUUCGUGCAUGUCUUCUUCAAGGCCAAGCAUUUCUAGCAGUGAUGAAAAUGAAUCUGCACAAAACACUUCGAGCACUGUCCAGUACUCUACUGUGGUACACAGUGGCUACAGACACCAGGUUCCAUCGGUCCAAGUCUUCUCAAGAUCCGAGUCCACCCAGCCCUUGUUAGAUUCAGAGGAGCGGCCAGAAGAUCUACAAUUAGUAGAUAAUACAGAUGGCAGCGAUGGCAUUUUGUCCAGGCAACAGUAUUUCAAACAAAACUGCAGUCAACAUGAAACCAGUCCAGAUAUUUCACAGUUUGAAAGGUCAAAGCAAGUUUCAUCAGUCAAUGAGGAAGAUUUUGUUAGACUUAAGCAGCAGCAGAUUUCAGAUAUGUCACAGUCCUGUGGUUCUGGGCAAAUGAAAAUGCUUCAGGAAGUUCCUGCAACAGAUACUUUUGGUCCAGGUAUGGAGGGACAAGUAGAGAGAUUGGAAACAGCUGGGAUGGAGGCUGUGCUUGAUGAAGGAAUGCCUAAAAGCUACUUACCACAGACUGUAAGACAAGGUGGCUAUGUGCCUCAGUGAAAGACUAGUUUCUGUUACAGCUUCACAAGUAAAGCUAAAAAUAUAUCUGUGAAUUCAGAUAAAAAAUAAAUCUUCACUCUCUGAAGGUGAUCAUUUGCCCUUAAAGACAAAAAUGUACUGAAUUCUCAAUGGGCUAUUUCCAUUCCAGAAUAUCUGGGAUUCUCCUUUAAGCACUACAUAAACUGACUUUAUCUUCUGAAUAGCUGAAUGACUUUGUGCUGUUUCAGGAUGUUUGCACUGAAGAAGAGCAGAAAAUUUGUCUGAAAUUUAUACAGUAAAACUUUUUGUUUUACUAUACAGGAAACAGAAAGUAAAUAGGCAGUGAUAUACUUAGCACAGCUAUAAUGAUUUUGAUGGAAGCAGUCAUCAAAUAAAGUGGCUUAGGAAUAGUUAAUAUAAACAGUUAGGGGAACAAGGUCUAGACUCUCAACUUUCACUGACAACAUAAUUGAAAAGAGGCUCAUAGGACUUAACUGAUGAGCCCAACCCACCUUUUGUAGUUUGACAAAAAAGGGGGAGUGCCUCCUAUUUAUAGCAACGUAUAAACUAUUCCAUUCCUUAAUUCCCUUCCAUUUCAUUGUUAAUGAUGCUGCCACAGUUGUUGCUAGAGAAAAGGAAUUCUGGAGCUUUAACUUGGCAUAUUAAAAAUAUUUUUUAAAUGUAUAAUCAAUAAUUUUUACUAAUUUUCAAAAAUUUGCUGUUAUUGACAACUUUAAAGAUCCAUUUUACAAACUUAUAAGGAGUAGAAAUGCCACCUUUAAAAAUUGUUUGCCAUUUAUAAAGGCUGAAAGGGUUAACAUUUCCUAUGUUUAUAUAAAGUACCUAAGGAUCAUUAAUCCUUAAGACUUCAGAGAAUUUGGUGAUGAAGCACUUUACACAGUAUGUUUUCAAUUUAAAGUGUGUUUGGAUUUUUUGUUUGAUCACCACUGAUCAGAGGCAGAAGUGUGUUGCGUGUACUUCAUUUUCAUUUUUAAAUAAGACAAGAUUUAAAAAUUUUCUAACAGGUGUUUGAAAUAAAUGAAGUUAGAGGACUUGGACAGUAUAUACCCAAACAAAACAUAACCCCAAAAAUGUACAUAUUGAAGUUAGCAAAUAUCUUUAUUGUGGAGACACUGAAAAAAGAGAUAGUGUUUCAAAUCCUGUGAGUUGUAGAGGUAGGAUGGAACUUAGUUCUGUAUUGUGAUUUGGGAUUUUUUUUUUU
This is a messenger RNA of Otolemur garnettii (small-eared galago), 4224 nucleotides long. It is a transcript of the gene IL6ST, whose product is annotated as interleukin 6 signal transducer. Gene Ontology annotation, molecular function: cytokine binding; cytokine receptor activity. Gene Ontology annotation, biological process: cytokine-mediated signaling pathway. The transcript has 17 exons. The coding region runs from base 264 to 3023 and encodes 919 amino acids. The record is from RefSeq and is a predicted model, not a curated record. Lineage: Eukaryota; Metazoa; Chordata; Mammalia; Primates; Galagidae. Gene Ontology annotation, cellular component: external side of plasma membrane; signaling receptor complex; membrane.